Monoraphidium neglectum is the source of this 861-nucleotide messenger RNA. RefSeq lists its product as hypothetical. Gene Ontology annotation, cellular component: chloroplast. NCBI's taxonomy places the organism in Eukaryota, Viridiplantae, Chlorophyta, Chlorophyceae, Sphaeropleales, Selenastraceae. Gene Ontology annotation, molecular function: 9,15,9'-tri-cis-zeta-carotene isomerase activity. The transcript is spliced from 6 exons. Gene Ontology annotation, biological process: carotene biosynthetic process. Bases 1 to 861 code for a protein of 286 amino acids. The record is from RefSeq and is a predicted model, not a curated record.
AUGGCUUGGAUGCCGAGCUGGCAGCACAACGGGGACUGGUUCAACGCCUGCGCCGCCAAGCAAGGCAAGGAGAUUGACACCUUGCAUGCGCCGGACACGCAGGAACAGCUGGGAGGGGCGCAGCCGCUGGUUGGGGAGGACGCUGCGGCGUUUGACUGGGGCCAGCAGAGCCUGCGAUCUUGGGGCAUCUUCGGCGUGCUGCUGACCGGCGUGCUGGGGGCGCUCUAUGCGGUCUGGAUCCAGCCGGGCGUGGGCGCUGGCGCGGGCUACCUGCAGGCGGUGGAGGCGCUGACCGACGGCAGCCCCGAGGGCACCAUCAUCGCGCUGCUGGCCAUCUUUGGCGUCGCGCACAGCGGGCUCGCCGGCCUGCGCCCCGCGGCCGAGGACGUCAUUGGGGCGCGCGCGUACCGCGUGGUGUUUGCCCUGGUGUCCCUCUGCCUGGCGGUCGUGCCCAUCGCCUACUUCAUCAACCACCGCUACGACGGCCUGCAGCUGUGGAACGUGCAGGGCGUGCCCGGGGUGCACUCUGCUGUGUGGGCCGUGAGCUUCCUGUCCUUCUUCUUCCUCUACCCCUCCACAUUCAACAUCCUGGAGGUGGCUGCGGUGGACAAGCCGAAGCUGCACAUGUGGGAGACCGGCAUCAUGCGCAUCACCCGCCACCCCCAGAUGGUGGGGCAGGGCCUGUGGUGCGCGGCACACUGCCUGUGGACCGGCAGCAGCGUCGUCAUCGCGGCCUCAGUGGGGCUCAUGGCCCACCACCUCUUCGGCUGCUGGCACGGCGACAGGCGCCUCAGGGUGCGUGGCGUUCGUGUUGCCGUGCCGGGCGUGCUAGAGUGCAGCAGGAGCCCUCCCGGGUCUUGA